Schistocerca cancellata (South American locust) is the source of this 10928-nucleotide messenger RNA. It is a transcript of the gene Dhc98D, whose product is annotated as dynein axonemal heavy chain 10. Lineage: Eukaryota; Metazoa; Arthropoda; Insecta; Orthoptera; Acrididae. Gene Ontology annotation, biological process: microtubule-based movement. The record is from RefSeq and is a predicted model, not a curated record. Gene Ontology annotation, cellular component: dynein complex. The transcript has 64 exons. The coding region runs from base 1 to 10854 and encodes 3617 amino acids. Gene Ontology annotation, molecular function: dynein intermediate chain binding; ATP hydrolysis activity; minus-end-directed microtubule motor activity.
AUGACGGGUCCGUCCCCACAGCAGGGCACCCCACGAGGGUUGAUGUUGUUACCACGAUGGAAGAGGCAGACAUGCAUUGAGUGUCCACCUGUAAGAGAUGCAGCUACGGGAAAAGAGUAUUUGUAUUCAUUUUAUGAAGAUGUAACAAGGAUACAAGUUGUUGUUGACUUGGUACUGUCAGUGCAAGACACAGUAACAAGUGUCAUCGCAGAGUUGGCACAAUAUCUUACUAGGUGGAGAAAAUUCAGAAAACUUUGGAUGUUUGAUAAGACUCUAACAAAUGAAAGGUUUGCUGCCAACAACCCUACAUUACUUGCUUAUGAUGAAAAAUUUGGAUAUUAUACUCGUGUCAUAAAUGAAAUUCAAGAUAUUCAGCCAUAUGUAGAUAUUAAAAGUAUGAGGAUAAACUUGAAACCUAUCAUAAAUGCAGUCAUCCAUCAUGCAACUGAAUGGAAGGCUCAACUUGGGCAAAUACUAGCAAAGAAGACAAAGUCCAAUAUGCAAGCUUUCAGAGAUAGAAUGAUUGAUGUGAAGACAAAGCUAGAGCAAAAAAUUAUUUCAUUAGAAACCUUCAAAGAUGUAUUGCAGGCAAUAACUACAAUACAGAGAACAUCCAUUCAAGCAGAAAUAGACUACUGUGAAAUGCAAGAGACAUAUCGUACAUUGCACUUACAUCAAAUUGAGUAUUCUCAUGAGGAUGAAAUAGAAGCACAUCAGCUGCAGAAGGAAUGGGAAGAACUGUAUUUGGCAUCAAUUAGACGUACAUACAAUCUGGAGUCAACGAAAGCACGUUUUGCUACAAUGUCACAGAAGCAGAUUGAUGACUUUGCUCAGAGGUGUGAGGCAUUUGCAUGUCGAUUUCAAGCAGAAGGUCCUGGUUCUGUAGAAAGAGAUCUUGAUCGUGGUUUAGAACUUGUUGAUGAAUAUUCUCCCCAGUUUGCUGAGCUUGAUGAACAACGUCUUGAAUUCAUGAACACAGAAAUGCUAUUUGAUUUGCCUCCAGCUGACUACUCAGCCUUUGUUGAAGCAAAGACAGAAAUGGAGGGACUGGAGAUGAUAUAUGAUUUAUACAGAUCACAGAAGACUGCUCGUGAGGCAUGGGCAAAGACACUGUGGGUAAACUUGAACCCACAAGUUCUUCUUGAUGGAACUGAGGCAUUCAUGAAAGAAUUCCGCAAAUUGCCACCAAAUGUAAAGAAAUUACCUGUUGGACAGGAGUUGAAUCUUAUUCUGAAGCAGUUUAAAAAUUCUAUACCACUUUUUGUUGAACUGAAGAAUGAGGCACUUCGCGAGCGUCACUGGAAUGAACUUAUGGAUAAAACUGGACAGCAUUUUGACAUGGCUGCAGAUCGCUUCACUUUGGAGAACAUGUUUGCCAUGGAACUUCAUAAAUACCAAGAUAUUGCUGAAGAGAUUAUCAACAAUGCAGUGAAGGAAUUGUCGAUAGAGAAGGGUGUGCGUGAGGUGUCAGAAGUUUGGAGUUCUCUGAAUUUCAUUGUCAUCCAACAUACUAAAGGUGGUGAAGAUCGUGGUUACAUACUUGGACCUGUUGAAGAAGUGGUUCAGGUGCUCGAAGAUAACACUAUGAAUCUGCAAAGUAUGGCUGCAUCACAAUUUGUUGGACCAUUCCUACCAACUGUGCAAAAGUGGGAAAAGGAUUUAAGCACAGUUAGUGAUGUUAUGGAUGAAUGGUUCCUAGUGCAGAGAAAAUGGUUAUACUUGGAAGGGAUAUUUGUUGGUGGUGACAUUCGUACUCAGCUCCCAGAAGAAGCACGAAAAUUUGAUGAGAUUGACAAGACCUUUCGCAAGAUAAUGCUGGAAACAGCGAAGAAACCACUUGUAAUUGAAUGUUGUCUGGUGGAAGGCCGAUUGGCUGUACUGCAGGGUCUGAGUGCUGGUCUUGAACGUUGCCAAAAGUCACUCAAUGAUUUCUUGGACUCUAAAAGAAAUGCAUUUUCUCGAUUUUAUUUUGUAUCAGAUGAUGAACUUCUCUCCAUUCUUGGAAGCAGUUCACCAGAUUGUGUUCAAGAACACAUGGUUAAAAUGUUUGAUAAUAUUGCCAGUCUUAAUUUGGAACCAAAUCAGAAUAAUAUAAUAGUAGCAUCUGCAAUGAUCUCAUGUGAGAAUGAAAUUAUGGACUUUCGUGAACCUGUAAUGACAUCAGGGCAUGUUGAGAUAUGGAUGACAAGUAUGCUAGGAGAAAUGCGUCGAACGAACCGGUACAUAACCAAAAAAGCUAUAUAUGACUAUGGAAAGGUCAGGCGACCAAGAACAAACUGGAUGUUAGAUUAUUUAGGAAUGGUGUGUCUUGCUGCAAAUCAAGUAUGGUGGACAGCUGAGGUGGAAAAUGUGUUUAAAAAAAUAAAAGAGGGUAAAAAGAGGUCAAUGAAGGAGUACCUCGAACAACAAAAUAGGCAGCUUGAUGAAUUAGUUGUCAGAGUCAGAGGAAAUUUGUCCAAAAAUGAUCGCAAGAAAUUCAAUACUGUGCUCAUUAUUGAUGUUCAUGCACGUGAUAUCAUUGAAACAUUUGUAAGAGACAGCAUUAUGGAUGAACAGGAAUUUGAAUGGGAAAGCCAACUGAGAUUUUAUUGGGUGAAAUCAGUGGAUAACUUGGUGGUUAGACAAUGCACAGGGAGCUUUGACUAUGGCUAUGAAUAUAUGGGGCUAAAUGGCAGACUUGUCAUUACACCUCUUACAGACCGUAUCUAUCUCACAUUUACACAAGCCCUCUCCAUGCAGCUGGGUGGAGCACCAGCAGGUCCUGCAGGGACAGGAAAAACUGAAACAACUAAGGACUUGGCAAAAGCACUUGGGCUCUUGUGCAUAGUCACAAACUGUGGUGAAGGUAUGGAUUUCAAAGCAGUUGGCACUAUAUUAGCAGGUCUCUCUCAGAGUGGUGCCUGGGGAUGCUUUGAUGAAUUCAACCGAAUAAAUAUUUCUGUCUUGUCGGUAAUAUCAACACAACUUCAGACUAUUCGUAGUGCUCUACUCAAGAAGAUGACACAGUUCAAUUUUGAAGGAAAAGAAAUAUCUCUGGAUAACAAAGUUGGUGUAUUCAUUACAAUGAAUCCUGGGUAUGCAGGUCGCACUGAAUUACCUGAAUCAGUAAAGGCUUUAUUCCGUCCUGUGGUAUGCAUUGUUCCUGAUUUGGAGCUGAUCUGCCUAAUUAUGCUAUUCUCUGAAGGAUUUUUGAGGGCAAAGGUUUUGGCAAAGAAGAUGACUGUUUUGUACAAAUUGGCUCGUGAACAGUUGUCAAAGCAGUUCCACUAUGAUUUUGGACUACGUGCUCUCAAAUCUGUGCUUGUUAUGGCUGGAGAACUCAAAAGAGGGUCACCUGAAUUAGAAGAAGAUGUUGUGUUGAUGCGUGCUUUAAGGGAUAUGAACUUACCAAAAUUUGUAUUUGAUGAUGUACCAUUAUUUCUUGGACUGAUUGAUGACCUGUUCCGUGGUAUUGAUGCCCACAAAGUUCCACGAGUUGAGUAUCCAGAGUUUGGGGCAGCAGUCAAGCAAGUUCUACAGGAGAAACGAUAUAUUGUUCUGCCAGAGCAGGUGAACAAAGUGAUACAGUUGUAUGAAACAAUGAUGACACGUCAUUCAACAAUGAUAGUUGGUCCAACAGGAGGUGGAAAGACAGUUGUGAUUCAUGCUCUUACACGAGCACAAACUACAAUGGGCCUCCCGACAAAAUUAUUUAUCCUAAAUCCUAAGGCAAUAUCUGUCAUUGAACUGUAUGGAAUUUUGGAUCCAGCAACGCGUGACUGGACAGAUGGUCUUCUGUCAAAUAUCUUUCGUGAAAUCAAUAAGCCUCUACCCACAGACCAACAGGAGAGACGCUACAUAUUAUUUGAUGGUGAUGUAGAUGCUUUGUGGAUUGAGAACAUGAAUUCAGUUAUGGAUGACAAUAAAUUAUUGACUCUUGCUAAUGGAGAGCGGGUCCGGCUACAACCACAUUGCGCUUUGUUGUUUGAGGUGGGAGAUCUUCAGUAUGCAUCCCCAGCAACUGUGUCACGUGCUGGUAUGGUUUAUGUGGAUCCAAAAAAUCUUGGUUACCAACCAUACUGGUCACGCUGGUUGUCAAUGAGGACAGACGCAAAACAAAAAUUGGCUCUGAAUGAAUUAUUUGAGCGGUAUGUGCCUGACGGACUUCGGUUUAUACAUGAAGGAGUAUUUGGUUAUGACCAAUUUGCACCUCUGAAGACAAUGAUACCACAGACACCACUGAAUAUGUACUUACAGCAGCAGCAGCAGCAACAACAACAACAACAACAACAACAACAACUAUACAGUUCAAAGGGUGCAUCAUUCCUUAUGCUUGAGGGGGGGAGGGUCGUCCAGCUUUGCUAUGUUCUUGAGGCACUUAUUCCAGUCCCAGAUGAGACUCAUCCACCUGUAAUGGAGGAACUCCUUGAGAGUUUAUUUAUAGAAGCUCUGUAUUGUUCACUUGGUGCAACCCUGCUUGCUGAAGGAAUGGAGCAAUUUGAUGAUUAUGUGAAGAAACAGUCAGGAAUACUAACACUUGAAGAUACAGAGCAGAAGAGGUCACCCACAAGAUACCUGCCCAUUGGCCAUCCAACACUAUAUGAGUACUUCGUGGAUGUGGAGAAAGAUGAGUGGGUGGCUUGGGAAUGGGUGGUGCCAAUAUACGAACAUGAUCCUGAAAAAAAGUUCAGUGAGAUUCUGGUUCCCACUACAGAUUCAGUGCGCACCACUUGGCUUCUGACACUUAUGAAUGAUGUGAGUCAUUAUAUUAAGGAUAGACUAGUGUGGAGAGUGAAGAGACCGGUAGUGCUCAUUGGAGAAACUGGAACAUCAAAAACAGCAGUAAUUCAAGAUUUCCUGAGGCAGCUAAAUCCUGAGACAUAUCUGGUGCUAAAUGUUAACUUUUCUUCUCGCACAACUUCAAUGGAUGUGCAAGGUAAUAUUGAAGCGUCAUUGGAAAAAAGAACAAAAGAUACAUAUGGACCACCAAGGGGGAAGAAAUUGGUCAUUUUCAUUGACGAUUUAAAUAUGCCACAGGUUGAUGAAUACGGUACACAGCAACCAAUAGCAUUACUGAAACUUUUAUUUGAAAGAGGAGGAUUUUAUGACCGAGGAAAAGAACUCAACUGGAAAGAACUAAAGGAUCUUGGGUAUCUGGCUGCAAUGGGAAAGGCUGGAGGUGGUCGUAAUGAAGUGGACCCUCGUUUUAUUUCAAUGUUCAGUGCAUUCAGCAUGAUCUUUCCAUCUGAUGCAACACUAUAUCGAAUCUAUUACUCAAUAUUGGCAGGGCAUACUGAGCCUUUCGCAGAUGAAGUUAAAAAAGUAGUACCUGACAUCAUGAAGCUAACACUUGAUCUCUACAAGGUAAUAAUUGUUAAACUGCCACCAACGCCAUCUAAGUUCCACUAUAUCUUCAAUUUGCGUGACCUUUCUCGAAUAUGUGCCGGUCUCUGCUUGACAUCUGCAAGUUACUUCAAAUCUCCAGAGUUAUUUGUGAGAGUCUGGAGAAAUGAGUUCCAGAGAGUGAUCUGUGACAGAUUAAUCUGUGAUGAGGAUAAAACAGUAAUUGCUGAGCACAUAUCAGCAGGCUUGAAACGAUAUUUCCCUGACUAUGCUCAAACUGUUAUGGAGGAACCUCUUCUAUUUGGGGACUACCGAAAUGCCAUAAGUGAAGAUGAGCAGAGGGUUUAUGAAGACCUGCUUGACUAUGAAGCUAUAUAUCGAAUAUUUAAAGAGAUUCUUGAUGAAUACAAUGAACGCCUCAGCCGCAUGGAACUGGUGCUGUUUGAUGAUGCACUUGAACACCUUACCCGUGUCCAUAGGGUGCUACGCAUGCAUAAGGGGCAUGUUAUGCUUGUUGGAGUGGGUGGAAGUGGAAAACAAAGUAUUGUAAGACUGGCAGCUUUCACUGCAGGUUGUGAUGUUUUUAUGAUCACACUCAGCAGAGGCUACAAUGAAACAAGCUUCAAAGAUGACCUAAAACAGCUGUACUAUCUUUUAGGAGUGGAGAAGAAACCUACUGUAUUCUUGUUUACAGCUGCACAGGUAGCUGAAGAAGGUUUUUUGGAGCUGAUUAACAAUAUUUUAAUGGUUGGUAUUGUACCUACAUUAUUCACUGAUGAAGAUAAGGACCAAAUCGUUGGACAGUGUCGAAAUGCAGCAAAGAAUGCAGGAUAUGGAAUUACCAAGGAAAAUGUGUGGAAUUAUUUUACAGCAGUUUGUGCUGAUAACUUGCAUGUGGCAUUAUCGAUGUCUCCUGCAGGAGAUAUUCUUCGUAACAGGUGUCGGAACUUCCCUGGGCUUGUCAAUAAUACUUGCAUAGACUGGUUGUUCCCAUGGCCACGUCAAGCUUUGGUGGCAGUUGCAAGUGUCUAUUUAAUGGAGAAUGAAAAAAUACCACAGAAUUAUCGUGAGAACAUUGUAGAGCAUGCUGUGUAUGUGCAUCAGACAGUUGUGGAAUACACAACAGAAUUCCUGCUCACUCUCCGUCGAAGGAAUUAUGUCACUCCCAAACACUAUCUUGACUUCCUCAAUACGUACCUUAGAUUGCUUGAGGAAAAAAAUAAUUUCAUUCUUGCACAGUGUCAGCGUCUGGAAGUAGGGCUAGAUAAAAUAAGAGAAGCCCAGGAGCAGCUAGGAGAGCUUAAUGCAAAACUAGCUGUACAGGAAGUAGCUGUGUCAGAGAAAACAGCUGCUUGUGAGGCUCUGCUCGCAGAAAUCAAGGAGGCAACGGCACUGGCCAGCAGUAAGAAGGAAAUUGCUGAGGCAAAAGGUCGUGAGAUUGAAGAACAGGCAAAAGUCAUUCAGGCAGAGAAGGAAGAAGCAGAGGAAGUUCUGAAGGCAGCAAUGCCAGCACUAGAAGCUGCUCGUCUUGCCUUAGCUGAUUUAGAUAAAUCUGAUAUCACUGAGAUCAGGGCAUUUGCAUCACCACCAGAACCAGUACAAACCAUCUGUGAAUGUGUGAGUAUUCUUCUUGGAGCACGUGAAGUGAGCUGGAAGGCAGCCAAAGCUGUAAUGGCUGACCCAAAUUUCCUACGCACUCUGCAGGAAAUGAACUGUGAUCUCAUUACAAAUACUCAGAUACGUGGGGUCAAGACCCAUAUGAAGAAAUCUACCAAAUUGGGUGAAAUGGCAUCUAUCAGUAAGGCUGGAUAUGGCUUGUUGAAGUUUGUGCAGGCAGUUCUUGGUUACUGUGCUGUGUACCGAGAAGUAAAGCCAAAGAAGGAGAGAGUGGCACAGCUAGAGCAAGAGUUUGACAAGGCUAAACGAGACCUGGACAGACUGACUAAGGAGAUCCAGAAGUUUGAAGAAAUGCUCAACAAACUGGGUCAAAAAUAUAGUGAUGCAAUGCAAGAUCGCCAAAUCCUACAAGAGGAAACAGAUAUUAUGCAGAGAAGACUAAUAGCUGCAGACAAACUGAUUUCUGGUCUCGGUUCUGAGAACGUCAGGUGGAAACGGGAUUUGGCAAAUCUCCACAUAGAAAGAGAACGACUUGUUGGCAACUGCUUGCUGAGCUCCUCAUUCUUGUGCUAUACUGCUCCAUUUAGCUGGGAAUUCCGACGGCGCAUGGUGUAUGAUGAUUGGUUAGCAGAUCUGAGGCAGCGGGAGAUACCACUUGCAGAUGUGUUUAAAGUGGAGGCACACCUUUCAGAUGAUGUCGAAAUUAGCAAAUGGACAUCUGAGGGCCUUCCACCAGAUGAAUUGUCAGUACAGAAUGGCAUUCUUACAACACGUGCAAGUCGUUUUCCGCUUUGUAUUGACCCCCAGCAGCAGGCACUUACUUGGAUCAAGAAGAGAGAAGAAAAAAGUAAUCUGAAAAUACUAACAUUUAAUGAUGCAGAUUUUCUGAAGCAACUUGAAAUGGCCAUAAAAUAUGGAUUUCCUAUUCUGUUUCAAGAUGUGGAUGACUACAUUGAUCCAGUUAUUGACAAUGUCAUUGAAAAGAAUAUUAAAUCUCAAAGUGGACGAACGUUUGUAAUGUUGGGAGACAAAGAAGUGGACUAUGAUCCUAAGUUCAGGCUUUAUCUCACAACUAAACUGUCCAAUCCUGCAUUCAACCCUGCUGUUUAUGCCAAAGCUGCUGUCAUCAACUACACUGUAACAGUCUCGGGUUUGGAAGACCAGUUAUUGAGUGUCGUGGUACGUUGUGAGCGAGCUGAUUUGGAAGAGCAACGAGAAAUCCUCAUACAAGAAACUAGCGAAAAUAAAAAUCUGCUGAAGACACUCGAGGAUUCUCUCCUCAGGGAGCUGACAACUUCUACUGGCAACAUGUUGGACAACACAGAAUUGGUACAAACCCUGGAGGACACCAAAACCAAGGCUGCUGAGGUUACAGCUAAACUCGCUUUGGCAGCCACUACAGGAAUAGAUAUAGAUCGUCUGCGUGAUGGCUAUAGGCCCGUGGCACGAAGAGGGGCCAUUCUUUUCUUUGUACUUUCUGACAUGGCAGGAGUCAACCCUAUGUACCAAUAUUCACUCACAGCUUAUUUAGGAGUGUUCUUGUAUUCUCUACGUAAAGCCAUGCCAGACACUGUACAAGCAAAAAGACUUGAAAAUAUCAUAAAUACACAUACUAAAAAUGUCUAUGAUUAUGGUUGCACAGGUAUUUUUGAGAAACAUAAACUGCUUUUCUCAUUUCAAAUGACAACAAAACUACAACAGAGUGAUGGGAUAGUUAGUCAAAUGCAACUUGACUUCUUUAUCAAGGGCAGUGUCAGCCUGGAGAAAUCAGCAAGAGCAUGUCCUGCAGCUUGGCUUCCUUCUCAGGGCUGGGAAGACAUCGUGAAGCUGUCUACAUCAUUUCCAGAAGCGUUUGCAACUCUUCCAGAUGACAUUGAGAGUAAUGUGGAAACAUGGAAGGAGUGGUUUGAUCUUGAUGCACCAGAAUCUGUGGAAUUUCCUUGUGAAUAUCAUCAAAAGCUUAAUAGUUUUGAGAUCCUUAUGCUUGUCCGUUGCUUCCGUGUUGAUCGUGUGUUCAGAGCAGUCACAGAUUAUAUUGCAUCAACCAUGGGUGAAGGCUUCAUUACACCUCCAGUCAUCAGCUUGGAUGCAAUUUAUGAUCAGAGCCUUCCUAAUAUGCCAGUUAUUUUCAUACUGAGUCCUGGUUCAGAUCCAACCAGUGAGUUAAUGAAGUUGGCAGACCGUUGUGGAAGUGGAGGUGGAAAGUUUAAGUAUUUAUCCCUGGGCCAGGGUCAGGAACCUGCAGCUGUUUCUUUAUUGGAGACAGCAGUGUCAAGAGGUCAGUGGCUAAUGUUGCAAAACUGCCACUUACUAGUGACUUUCCUGAGAGAUUUAGAGAAAAUGUUAGAUAGCAUGGAACGUCCACACCCAGAUUUUCGUCUGUGGCUUACCACAGACCCAACUCCUACUUUUCCAGUGGGUAUGCUACAGAGAUCACUUAAAGUGGUGACAGAGCCUCCAUAUGGACUCAAACUGAAUCUACGCAACACUUACUUCAAGAUGCGAACACAAAGCCUUGAGGCCUGUGAACACCCAGCUUUCAAGUCUUUAGUAUAUGUGCUGGCAUUUUUUCAUGCUGUGGUGCAGGAAAGGCGAAAGUAUGACAAAAUUGGCUGGAAUAUUAGUUAUGAUUUCAAUGAAUCAGACUUCAAUGUGUGUAUGCAAAUUCUUGAUACAUAUCUAACAAAGACAUUAGUCACCAAAGACACAAGAAUUCCAUGGAGAAGUUUGAAGUACUUAGUAGGCGAGGUAAUGUAUGGCGGAAGAGUCAUAGAUGAUUAUGAUCGUCGUAUUGUACGAACCUAUAUGGAUGAAUAUAUGGGAGAUUUCCUCUUUGAAACAUUUGAUAUUUUUUACUUUUACCAUGACGAGUCUGUGGAGUACAUUAUACCACCAGAGGGAACCAAAGAUGACUAUAUUGAAUAUAUUGACCAGCUGCCCUUGGUGAAUAGCCCAGAUGUGUUUGGUCUACAUCCAAAUGCAGAAAUUGGUUAUUACACUCAAGCUGCCAAACUAAUGUGGUCUCAUCUUAUAGAACUACAACCUCAAGCUGGACCUGCUGGAGGUGGGGUCAGCAGAGAGGAAUUUAUUGAUGGAAUAGCUCAAGAUAUUCUGAAGAAGAUCCCAACACUGUUCAAGAUUCAACAGAUUCGCCAGAAAUUCUAUUCUAAGAUGACACCUAUCAUUAUUGUACUCAUACAGGAGCUGGAGAGAUUUAACAAUUUGCUGGAGAGCAUGAAGAGGACACUGUCAUUGUUACGAAAGGCAUUGGCAGGAGAGAUAGGCAUGGAUGCCACAUUAGACAAUGUGGCAUAUAGUCUUUUCAAUGGCCAGUUACCAAAUGUGUGGAGGAAACUCAUUCCAGCUACAACAAAGAAUCUUGGAGGCUGGAUGGAUCAUUUUGAAAGACGUGUGAAACAAUAUUUCUACUGGGCAAGUUACAGUGACCUGAAAAUAAUGUGGCUGUCGGGGCUGCAUAUACCAGAAUCAUAUCUCACAGCACUGGUGCAGACAACAUGCCGCAAGAAUCGUUGGCCACUAGACAGAUCUGCUUUAGCAACAUCAGUAUCUGAUUAUGCUUCAAGGCUGGCUAUUAAGCAGAUUGAAGAUCUCCCAGAUAAUAGCUGGUUGAUAGAGGGUCUUUACCUUGAAGGAGCCCACUGGGAUAUGAAGAAUCGCUGUUUGGCUAGACCUCUACCAAAGGUUCUUGUGGAAGAGCUACCACUGCUGGAAGUUCGUCCUAUAGAGCUACAUAGACUAAAACAACAGAAUACAUUUAAAACACCUGUGUAUACAACUCCACAACGAAGAAAUGCCAUGGGUGUUGGACUCGUCUUUGAGGCAGCCCUUGCAACAGAUGAACAUGAAUCUCACUGGGUACUGCAGGGUGUAUGCCUUACUCUGAACACUGAUUAACUGCAUUACCUAUAAGGUUGCAUUAUAGGGUGUGUUACAGAAGAUGCACCAAUUCCUACUACAUAAGAAACAAU